UCGCUUUGUGGUGAAUUUCUCUUCAAGAGUGGAAUGGUGGUGAUUUUUGUGUAGUGUAAAUUUUUAUUUUUGUGUCGCUGUUUUUGUGUGCAAAAAAUGCAAUUCCCCGCAAAAGUUCCCCACUAAACACCCCCUUGGUGCCCCCAGGAAGCAAUAAAUGCCCACAGACGCCGAAAAAAGGGCUCGGAAGCUGUGAAAAUUGUGCAUUUAUGGUGUCACCGUGUGUUAUGAGUCCCCAUUAGCUGGAUUUUUUUUAAAGUGAAUUUUCCGUGAAAAUAGACAUAAAGGCGGGACUUCCGGACUUUGGGGCUCGUGUACGGUGUGCGGGGGCUCGUGUGGUGGUGUCGGUACAUCCGCACGGGGGCUAACAGUGCAGCCACGGAGGGGGCGCGUGUGUGGGAAGUUGAGUGAAUGCAUUGAGGUGGAAAGUUGGUGCAUCUCCGAGGGAGGCACGUCGCGAGAAGAAAAUGGAUGCAACAGUGGAGAAACUUCCGCUCAUUGACAUAGCCACGGUGGCUGAUGCCCCACCGGUGGCGGAGGCUGCUGCGAAGGAGCUGGAGAAGCGGGAAAAGGUCACGGAGGACGUGACGCCUGAUGUGGCGGCUGCGGCGGCGAUAAAUCCGGAGCAGACGCAGACGGGAAGUGCGGCGGGGAGUCCAAAAGGCGCGGAAGUCGAGGAGGUGGAGGCCAGUGAACCCCAACAGUGCACUACUUCACCGGAAAAUGGUGCAGAGGCGUCACCGGCUGUGCCAGACGACGACGUUAAAGCUCCGCCGCCGCAGGAGGAGGAGGAGGUUCAGUCAAAAGUUCAGCAGGAUGACGACGUGAGGCCAAACAAUGGAGGAACAGCAGAAGCAGCAGCAGCAGCAACAUCAGCUGGUGGUGAAAGUGAAAAUGGGGAUGUGCCAAAGAGUAGUGAUGAAGGUGCUCCCAAUGCAAAGGAAGAAGCGGAAGCAGAGCAGGAGGAGGAAGAAGAAGUCAAAGUUCCCCGUCAGAAGGAGGAGCGUCCGGAUGUGGAGAUGCAGCAGCAGAAGCAAAAUAAUGGACGCGAAGUGAUGAUGCCAAAGCGAAAAUUGGUGGACGUGCAACCCGUGAAAAUGAUGAGGAUUCGCAGCUGGAAGAGUUCAGCGACAAUUCUCAAAAAGCGCAGCAUUAAAUGGCUAAACAAGAAUAAAUAUCAACUUGGACGUGAGAGGAAUGCCUUUGAGCGACAAAAGGAUGCUGCUGAUGUGCUCAAGGAGGGCUCAAUGGCGUCAUUUGGCUAUGAGAUGUUCACGGGGAGUGGUGGGAGUGACGGUGGGGGCGUUGGGAAGAAGGUGAAGGGUGCAAAUGGGGGUGAGGAAGGAGAUGAUGCAGAUGAGGAGGAAGUGGAUGAGGAUGAGGAAGAGGAUGAGGAGGAGGAAGAGGAGGAUUUCGAAGUGAUGGAGAAUCAGGCAAAACGCUCCCGAAUGGAUGAUGAGGAUGACGAUGUGGAGAUUGUUGUGACAAAGAAGCGCGAUGGGGGGACGGAGAAAGUGUUCUGUGAUAGGAAGAAUGGGAAGAAGGGUGGCAGUAGCAAUGAUGACGUGAUGACCACAAAGAGGGGAGCAAUCUCCCCGUCAUCCCAUCACCAACAGCAGCAGCAGCAGCAGGGAGAUCAUCCGGUGGCCAAAGGGAACGAAGCACCUGACAAAGGGAAGCAGAAGCGCGAUGGGAAGUUACCAAGUAAUGCAGCAGCAGCAGCAGCAACACAAACACAUCUCGAUGAUCCAACAAAGAAGCUUUGCUUGGAGUUGGAGAUGAAUUUUGCAUCGCAUGACAAAAUGCUCACGGAUUACAUUGAGGGGACGGCAAAUGAGAGCGUGGGCGGCAUUCAGCGCCACGUGGAGCAACUUAUUGUGGAAAUACAAACACUGAGCGACAUGAUACGUGCCAAGGAGAUGGAAUGGAAUAAUAUGUUGCACCUGAAGAAGGUCAAGGAAGAGAUUGUGGCGCGUCUGACAAGGAGGCGGCACGUCAUGGAGUUUGCUUCGGCCAAAUUUGGGAUGACGCCACUCGACUACGGGGCAUUCGGGGGUGAAUCGAAAGGGGAUGAUUCCAUUACGAAACUCACGCAGGCUCUCCUCAGUAGAGCAGGAAUGGCUGAUGGGACACACAAAGGCAAUUCCACUUCUGCAGAAGCCAGAAAUUCGCAACAUUUGAAGUCAAACGACGGCAAUUCCUCCUCCCUUUUGGCCGCCUUUGGGGCAUCUGCCGCGGGGGUUGGUGGUGAUUUGGGGGCACAUACACGUUCUUCCGGCAGCGAUGGGGGCUUAACGGCCGCCCAGGCGACUGCCUUUGCGAAUGAUCUCUUCAAUGGGCACAACACGCGAUUGACGCAGCAAAUGGGGCGGCAGGGUGCAAUAAAGGAUGUGAAGAGUAUUAUUGCGGACUACCGGCAGCGACAUCCGGAGGUGGUGCCACGCCGGGGGCGACGGAUGAAGCCACUCACGGGCGGGGAGAUGAGCAGCAGCAAGGAGGGUGGGGGGAAUUCGCGCCCAUCCAGUGCUGAUUCGAGUCACAGCAAUGCCACAAAUAGUAACUUUGCAACGUCUUCCGGGCAUGCGGCUACGCAAUCCGGAGGAGCCCCCACGGGGAGUCUCUCCUUCAAGGAUGUCCUCGUGCAAUUUGCAAAGCUCAGUCAGAGUGACCGGCAGAUGAUCUCAACGGCCACCGAGGGGGUUGGGGGUACGGGUGGGGGUGGCGGCUCCAAAGCACCCCCACCGUACCCCGAAGUAACACUGUACCCGGUGAGCAGUCAAUCGGCAGCAGCUGCCAAUGAGCAGAUGAUGCUCAAUAAUGCCAAUAAUUCCCACUCAAAUUCCCUCCUGCACGGGAUACUCACGAAGAGCACAUCGCGCCCCAAUGCAGCGGGAUUCACGUCCUUCUCGCCCACCUUGGCGCGCCUCCUCACAGCUCCGGAGCGAAUAACAAACCCCCAAACGGGUGGCGGGGGUGGUGGCGCACAGUUCCAGCAACAACUCAAUCCAGCACUCAAUCUCUCCAAAUCUCACAGUGAAAUCACAAUAACGCCCGUUGUGAGUCAAACUAAUCUCCAGCAGAGUCUCCUGCAGCAGCAGCAGCAGCAGCAGAGAUUUGAGAAUUGCAACUCCUCAUCCGGUGGUGUGCAGAUUCGCAUGAAGCAGGAGAAUGUCUUCAAUAUUGACGACGAGGCGGAUGAUUCAGCGGACAGGCUGGUGAUUGACGAGGGGGGCGGCGAGAGGAAUGCAAUGGACACAAGUGGGGGGAAGGAGCAACAAAUCAGCAUUGUCGGGCAGGAAUUCCAUGAGAAUGAGGUGCCAGAGUGUCAGGGAUGCAAGAAGAGGGAGGCACAAUUUGUCUGUGCUGGCUGUGGGAAUCAAUGGUACUGCAGCCGGGAAUGUCAGGUAAAAAUCUUUUUUUUUAAAUUAUUUUUUGUUCUUUUCCUGUAGCUGAGACACAUUUUUGUGGUAGAAAUUUUUUUCAGUCGAGACACAUUUUGUGCUAUAAACAAUUAAAGUUAUAGUUUAGACGGUUUAAACGCCAUCUGUACUAAAAAAAACCUAAAAUUUGCAGUCGAGAAAUAUUUUUGCGGUAUAAAAAAUUUAAAAAUUGCAGUUGAGACACAUUUUGUGCUAUAAAAAAGAUAAAUUUGUAUCUCAUAGACAUUUUGUCCUAUAAAAAAUCAAAGUUAUAGUUCAGACGAUUUUAACACAAUAUGUACCUACUAAAAAACUAAAUUUUGCAGUCGAGACACUUUUUGUGCUAUAAAAAAGAUUAAUUUGUAUCUCAUACACAUUUUAUGCUAUAAAACAUUUAAGUUCAAAAAAAUAAACUAAACUUACUAAUAUUUAAGUUCAGAGAGUUUAAACACAAUCUAUACAAAAAAAAAACAAAAAAUUACAGUAGGAGUCACAUUUUGUCCGAUAGAUCCUAUAAAUAGUUGAGUUUAUGCUUCAAAUAUUAAAAAAAUGCAGUAGGUUCUGCAGAGUGCAAAUUCCUUUGUCGAAACUCAUAAAUUAAAUUUUUACCUGAAACACAUUUCGUCCUAUAAAAAAUAUGAAUUUAUGGUUCGAAUGAUUCAAAUACAUUCCUUGCUUAAAAUAUUGUAGAUUUCUUGCUCGAAACACAUUUCGCGGUAAACAAAUGAAACUCUGCAAUGAAGACAUAUUUUGUGCUAUAAUAAAAAUAAUUUGUUAGCUAAGACUCAAAUUUUACUAUAAUAAUUAAAUUCAACAGUUACAUUUUGUGGUACUUUCUAUAUAAAAAAAAAGAAUUUAUGGUUUAAGUAUAUUUUGUGAAAAGAAAACAAAUAUUCCGUAGUCAAGACACGUGUUAGAGGUUUAGACACAUAUUUUUGUUAUAAAAAAAAAACAAA
Molecule: messenger RNA, 4375 nt
Organism: Lutzomyia longipalpis
Lineage: Eukaryota; Metazoa; Arthropoda; Insecta; Diptera; Psychodidae
Exons: 4
Coding region: 468-3449 (993 amino acids)
Source: RefSeq, a predicted model, not a curated record